AUGGGAUGGUCAUUUAAACAGAACAUGGUCGCACCUGAGGAGCUUUGGAACGUUCCCUCGCUACAUAAGGAACUACGUUCCUACGCCCAAUACGUCAAAUCAAAUUGGAAUGAUCACCCUCUUCGAAUCAUAAACCACCUCCAACACCAUCACAAAAUGCGCAUAUCAGAUUUACAUCUACACUUGUCCGAGUUCCCCUCACUGGCAAGCCUUGAUGCCGCAGACGUAUUCCAAUUUGUUACGGUCGCUAGCCACUUCAUUUCAAUCAAUCAAGGAUCUAUACCAAUUGACGAGGACAAUGCCCCGUACGAAUAUCUCAAUGCUGCCCUCCGACCCCCAGAAGUACCCGGCACAUGGGAGGUACUAUGGACGGUGUUGUACCCUACUCUAUUCACAUCGCACGCGGAUCCUCCAAAGCAAGUACGAGACAAAGGCCUCAUUCAAGCAGCCGGCGCGCCGACCAUUGCCGAAAGAAUAUUCUUGCCACCUUACCAAGAUGAAUGUCCCACCGCAGAGUGCCACGUCACUGGACGCCGAUUGGAAAAGCGCCCCCCUUUAUGCGGGUACCUCUACGACCUAGACGGAGUCAAGUCAAUUCGGCACCAUACUACAUAUUGCCGCCACUGCAAGACCAGCUUCAGGGCUUCGUACUUUUCCAACAAGGACGAACGAACUUACUACUUGAACACCGUCAGAAGAGAUCCAGACUGCAUACAAGUCAACAUGCACUAUUUUAUGACUCUCCGGCUGCUUGAGUUUUUCAACCACUCCCAAUCCCUAGCUCAUUCUCACAAGCUGCAUGAGCCGGCACCCAAUCACUUCGUUGACGAGUUUUUCGAGCCCACGCUGUCAGACCACUGCUGCACCACAGCGUUGGAUCUGCAGCGGCUACUCCGCCACUUCAACCUCCGCGACCGGCAUAUGACCGUUUCUAAUUCAGGAGGGUCCCGACAUCGAUUCCGUGAAGCUAAACAGGCCAUUUUAACAUGGAUGGAACUCGAAGGCAGCCCGAACCUCGAUCACAUGUGCUCCGAAUGCACCGAGAUCCUUGAAGAUCCCAACGUACCCGGCGGCGGCUUGGCUCUUCGCGCAAUCGCCAUGGACGGCAUUACCAUCGGGCAUCCACGAUGCAGUGCCACGAAGGAGCAACUGAUAUCUAUGAACCCGCUGAUAUCUAACCCACUGCCGUGCACAGUCAUGCUCGAGACCCCAAAAGAUCGAUAUUGCCCAGUCCACAGCCCGAUCCUUGGCAAACUAUGCCAUGCACAACCUUGCACGCGCGACGCAAUAGGCACCACCAAGGCAUGCGACAUACCAGAGCACCAAGAAGCAAUAGCGAUUCGACACAAGAAGACACACCGGUCUCGAGCUGCUCUGGCUUUCAACCAGCGAACUGGUGCAAAAUUGCCCGAGGACCCAACUGCCGCCCUCAACGCUGACACAGACGCCUUCAACUUAGAUGCGUUGAUUGAGACAGACGAGUCAGAUCAAACGCACGAAGCAGGUCGCGACGGAGAAGAUACGUUUCGACCUGCUGCAAUCCAGAAGAAGCCAUUAUGCUCAAAUGCCAAGACGCACAAUGACCUACUGUUUGUGGGUACUUGCGGUAUAACCCUUGCCAGAGAGACCAUGUAUCGUGCAGAGUCUGUCAUAUUGGUUCGGGAAAUACUGGAAAGAAAAUUCCCCGUUCUACCGCCAAUACAAUUCUUUGAUAAUUCAUGCACGUUUGAUAAAUCACUCAGGAAGGACCCCGAGGCGUCGGAACGGCUGAAGGGCACAAUCCGGCCGGUCGAUCCAUUCCACAUGCGCACUCACUCCGAGAAAGAUGCUCAGUGCCGUAAGUUCAAUGACCCGAAGCGGCGGCCCUUCCUCAAGAAACCUGAUGGCAAUUGGAGGUUUAAUGGGUCUGCAGCCAAGAUUACUAACGCAUGGUAUGGCGGUUUUCUCUCAAUUUGCCGUGGAAUGCACGAGAUCAACUACAGGUUCUUUCUGGAGGAGAUGAUCCGUAUAGAUAUAUAUGUCGCUCUCAUGCCAAUAAGAGAAGUCCAAAGUGACCUCACAAGUGUCAUUAAUCCCCUCUUAAAUAUUUACCAUACCACACAAACCUCAAUCAAUAAUAUGCCCUCACCAAGUGACCCAAAUCUUUCUAUUAUCAUAAAUCCCAGCGCAAAGAAGCAUGAACAUGCGACCGAAGAGCACGUUUUGAACACCACACAUCCACGGUCCCUCGACAAGUUGAACGAGGUCGAUCACACAGUCUCAGAAAUGGGUCACAACCACGAAGCCAAUGUUGAGGACGUGGUGGCUCAUGUCCAUUCCAACAAUGACAACUCAGAUAACGAUAAUGAGGCGAACCAGGACGUACAAGUCCAUAACAAUUCGUCCGAAAAUAACUCUUCAGACAACCACGAUGACACGGAUGGGACGUUGGAUGCACAUUCCUCCGGCGGUGAAAGGACUCUCUACUACGAAACUAUAGAGGACAUGCGUGGUACCGUAGAAGGACGCAUCUACCGUUUGUUCGACGCCAGCUUCAGCCGAAACAUCCCUGCUUACAAUCCGUAUGAGUGGUUGAAUUUUAUGAAACAUAAAGUCUCAUACGUGAUCAAGCGACCCGUAACUUUGCCACCCAGAGACCAUGGCCAUUGGGUGGCUAGAAGGGUCUACAUAGAAGAACACGAAGAGCUUUGUGGCAUGUAUAUUGUCAAACACAACUUAGAAUGGACUCAGAACGGCAGAGCCCACUGUUUCGAGCGUCUUCAAUGUCAUCGCUUUGCUGCCAUGAUGUUGCCAGCUUUUCGCCAAUCUAUUCGCAUCCACAAAGACAGAAAAGAACACAAGCGCGGAACGCCCAACAAUAUGCACCGGGCGAUGUAUUCAGAAUCACAGGGGUUGAAGCUUCCAGCAAUGUCGGUCAUGCAGACUCUAGCUCAUCUAUUCGACAUCGACGAUAAUCCGCGAUGGGUAAUUUGCGAGGCUGAAUCCGACGCAAUCACCUCUCACCGAUUCAUUGAGGAGGAUAACUUUCAAAACUUUCCUCAGGCAAAGAUGACUUGGACAGAGCUUAUAUUCGCUUGGGUUCAUUAUACUUACGAGGUAACUGGGAGACGCACACUAUUUACCAGUCUUGAAUGUAAUGAAGAGGGCCAUAUAACAAAUAUAGUUAUGGCUACAAAAGGUGCACUAGGAAUCCACCACACUGCGACGACAGCGCGGAAAUGCUAG
This is a messenger RNA of Melampsora larici-populina 98AG31, 3225 nucleotides long. RefSeq lists its product as uncharacterized. The record is from RefSeq and is a predicted model, not a curated record. The transcript has 12 exons. NCBI's taxonomy places the organism in Eukaryota, Fungi, Basidiomycota, Pucciniomycetes, Pucciniales, Melampsoraceae. Gene Ontology annotation, molecular function: protein serine/threonine kinase activity; ATP binding. Gene Ontology annotation, biological process: protein phosphorylation. Bases 1 to 3225 code for a protein of 1074 amino acids.